CGUAUUUACGUCACAUGUUUACGGAAGUGAUUCGCUGGGCUGAGAAGAUGGAGGAUAGGGACAGGCAGGCGCUGAGGAGUAACAGGAUAAUGCUGGUCACCUCCCUGCAGCUGGGGGACAUCUGGGAUCAUCUGGUGGAGAGGGGGGUGUUCACCAAUGACAUGGUAGAGGAGAUCCAGAGAGCCGGGAUACGCAGAGAUCAGGUUCGCCAGUUGCUGGUGGAAUUGGAGACUCGGGGUAGCCAGGCCUUUGCACUGUUUCUGCUUUGUUUGAAGGAGACCGGACAGCACAGCCUUGCGGAUGCCCUCCAGGAAGGUGGUGGAGGCCGUGUGAUAAGACCAGUGCCAGUAUCACCAAAACCAGUGCCCAUAUCACCAGUGCCAAUCUCCCAUCUUCCUGCAGGGAGACGUGAUCUUCCAACUAAUCCAGUUGUGAGGACUUCAGUACUGGAUAUAGAAAAGGAUUAUCCGAUGAACUUUGAUCCGUGCGGUUAUUGCCUGAUCAUCAAUAACAUGGAAUUUGCGGAAUCCACCGGGCUGUCCUUCAGAACCGGCUCGGAUAUUGAUCGUCAGAAGAUGGAGAUGCGGAUGAGAUCGUAUCACUUCGAGGUGUCCGUGAAGAAUAAUCUGAAAGGAAUGGAAAUCCACGAGGAGCUCCAGCUUCUGGCCGCCAAAGAUCACAGCAAGAGGAACUGCUGCCUGGUCAUCAUCCUGUCCCAUGGCUGUGAGACGCGGCACACGCGGUUCCCGGGCGGGGUGUACGGCACAGACGGCGUAAAGAUCCCUGUGGAGAGAAUCGUCACCUACUUCAACGGUCACCACUGUCCGAGUCUGGGGGGGAAACCCAAACUCUUCUUCAUCCAGGCCUGCGGAGGUGAUCAGAAAGACAGAGGCAUAUCUGUGGAAUCCGCCGACCCCCCCGGGAAAUGUGACAACGGUUCCUUGCAGUCUGAUGCCACCGCUGUCCGUCCCGACGAGGAAGAUGGAGACGAAACGGAUGCAGUGGCGAGCCUGCCCACCUCCAGCGAUAUUCUGGUGUCCUAUUCCACCUUUCCGGGUUACGUCUCCUGGAGGGAUAAGAAAAGCGGAACGUGGUACGUGGAGACGCUGGAUGAAGUCCUAGAAACCUACGCUACGUCUUUAGACUUGCAGACUCUGCUGGUCAUGGUGGCAGAUGUUGUCUCAUCAAAAGGAACUUACAAACAGAUCCCCGGAUACUUCAAUUUCCUUCGCAAGAGGUUCUUCUUUAAAACGGAUUAGAGAAGAUUUUGUUUUUUAAUUUUCGGCUCUGUAUUGAUGCCCUGGAUCAUGUGAUUGCCCUGGAUCAUGUGAUUGCCCUGGAUCAUGUGAUUGCCCUGGAUCAUGUAAUUGCCCUGGAUCAUGUGAUUGCCCUGGAUCAUGUGAUUGCCCUGGAUCAUGUGAUUGCCCUGUAGCUCCGGAACUUCAAGGAUAAGUUCACCUUUGGGACAUGUUACCUGUUCAAUCUGUAUUUGGGGUGGAAAAUAGAACUUGUUCCAGCUGCUGUAAAAAAAAUUCCACUCCCGCUGGCCAAAGUCCGGCCCUCCAAGAGUCUGAAGGACAAUAAACCGGCC
This is a messenger RNA of Rana temporaria (common frog), 1591 nucleotides long. It is a transcript of the gene CASP9, whose product is annotated as caspase 9. Gene Ontology annotation, biological process: regulation of apoptotic process; proteolysis. Lineage: Eukaryota; Metazoa; Chordata; Amphibia; Anura; Ranidae. The transcript has 9 exons. Gene Ontology annotation, molecular function: cysteine-type endopeptidase activity. The record is from RefSeq and is a predicted model, not a curated record. The coding region runs from base 15 to 1259 and encodes 414 amino acids.